This is a messenger RNA of Rosa rugosa (rugosa rose), 3192 nucleotides long. Its product is annotated as probable alpha,alpha-trehalose-phosphate synthase [UDP-forming] 7. Gene Ontology annotation, cellular component: cytosol. The record is from RefSeq and is a predicted model, not a curated record. The coding region runs from base 8 to 2572 and encodes 854 amino acids. The transcript is spliced from 3 exons. Gene Ontology annotation, molecular function: catalytic activity. Gene Ontology annotation, biological process: trehalose biosynthetic process. NCBI's taxonomy places the organism in Eukaryota, Viridiplantae, Streptophyta, Magnoliopsida, Rosales, Rosaceae.
AUUCAAGAUGAUGUCCAAAUCGUAUACCAACCUUUUGGAUCUAGCUUCCGGCAACUUUCCGAUAAUGGGUCGGGAAAGGAAGAGGCUUCCACGAGUAAUGACCGUUGCCGGGGUUAUAUCGGAGCUUGACGAUGAUAACGCCAAUAGUGUGUCGUCGGAUGUUCCGUCCUCGAUUGUGCAGGACCGGAUUAUUAUUGUGGCUAAUCAGCUGCCGGUAAAAGCCAAGCGGAGACCUGAUAACAAAGGAUGGAGUUUUAGUUGGGAUGAGGACUCAUUGCUAUUGCAGUUAAAGGAUGGUUUGCCCGAAGAAAUGGAGGUUUUGUAUGUAGGUUCUUUGAAUGUAGAGGUGGAUUCGAAUGAACAAGAUGAUGUGUCGCAGCUUCUGUUGGAUAGGUUUAAGUGUGUUCCAGCCUUCCUGCCGGCCGACAUUUUGACCAAGUUCUAUCAUGGGUUUUGUAAGCAGCAGUUGUGGCCUUUGUUUCAUUACAUGCUUCCGUUUUCAGCAAAUCACGGUGGAAGGUUCGACCGGACUUUGUGGGAGGCGUAUGUGGCUGCAAAUAAGAUCUUCUCACAAAGGGUCAUUGAAGUCAUAAAUCCUGAGGAUGAUUAUGUAUGGAUUCAUGAUUACCAUUUAAUGGUGCUGCCGACCUUCUUGAGGAGGAGGUUUAAUAGAUUGAGAAUGGGGUUUUUUCUUCACAGCCCCUUCCCGUCAUCAGAAAUUUACAGGACUCUACCUGUCAGGGAAGAGAUUCUUAAGGCUCUUUUAAAUUCGGACCUUAUUGGUUUCCACACUUUUGAUUAUGCUCGGCAUUUCUUGUCUUGUUGCAGUCGAAUGUUGGGUUUGGAGUAUCAGUCAAAAAGAGGUUAUAUUGGGUUGGAUUAUUAUGGAAGGACAGUCGGGAUAAAGAUCAUGCCUGUUGGGAUUCACAUGGGGCAGAUUCACUCAGUGUUAAAACUUGCAGAUAAGGAGUGGAGGGUAGGAGAACUAAAACAAAAGUUUGAAGGAAAGACUGUGUUGCUUGGUGUUGAUGACAUGGACAUCUUUAAAGGUGUCAAUUUGAAGCUCUUGGCAAUGGAACAGAUGCUGAAGCAGCACCCUAAGUGGCAGGGGAGAGCAGUUUUGGUACAGAUAGCAAAUCCAGCUAGGGGAAGAGGGAAAGAUCUUGAGGAAACACAGGCUGAAAUCUAUGCAAGCGUCAAGAGGAUAAAUGAAAAAUAUGGUCUGAAUGGAUAUGAACCCAUUGUCUUCAUUGAUAAACCAGUCUCUCUUAGUGAAAGAGUUGCGUAUUACACAGUAGCCGAGUGUGUGGUGGUCACUGCUGUGAGGGAUGGGAUGAAUCUUAUUCCAUAUGAGUACAUUGUAUGCAGGCAAGGGAACUCUGGAUCAGAAUCUGAAUCAGAAUCCAGUGGUCCCAAGAAGAGCAUGCUGGUUGUAUCAGAGUUCAUUGGAUGUUCACCUUCACUUAGUGGUGCAAUUCGGGUUAACCCAUGGAAUGUUGAAUCAACAGCUGAGGCCAUGAAUGAGGUAAUUUCAAUGGCUGAACCGGAGAAACAGUUGAGACAUGAGAAGCAUUAUAGGUAUGUUAGUACACAUGAUGUGGCUUACUGGUCACGAAGUGUUUUCCAGGACAUGGAGAGGACGUGCAAAGACCAUUUCAGAAGACGUUGCUGGGGAAUUGGUCUGGGUUUUGGCUUCAGGGUUAUAGCACUGGAUCCUAACUUCAGAAAACUGUCUAUUGAUGCCAUUGUGAAUGCCUAUUUGAAAUCUAAGAGGAGGGCUAUAUUGUUAGAUUAUGAUGGCACUGUGAUGCCUCAAACAUCUAUAAAUAAGACCCCAAGUCAAGAGGUCAUCUCCCUAAUCAAUACACUUUGUGGUGAUGUUAAAAACACUGUUUUUGUGGUCAGUGGAAGAGGAAGGGAUAGUUUGAGCAAGUGGUUUUCUCCUUGCAAGAAACUUGGAAUUGCUGCUGAACACGGUUAUUUUGUAAGGUGGUCUGCCGACAAGGAUUGGGAAAUUUGUGGACAGAGUAGUGAUUUUGGGUGGAUACAGAUAGCUGAGCCAGUUAUGAAAUUGUAUACAGAAGCCACUGAUGGAUCUUCUAUUGAAACCAAGGAGAGUGCAUUGGUUUGGCACCAUCGAGAUGCCGACCCGGGUUUUGGAUCCAGCCAGGCUAAAGAAUUGUUGGACCAUCUAGAAAGUGUGUUGGCAAACGAACCAGUAGCUGCCAAGAGUGGUCAAUAUAUUGUAGAAGUAAAGCCACAGGGUGUCAGUAAAGGCCUGGUCGCUGAAAAGGUAUUCACAUCGAUGCACGAGAGUGGGAAGCAGGCAGAUUUUGUUUUGUGCAUUGGUGAUGAUAGAUCUGAUGAGGACAUGUUUGAGAUUAUCGGCAAUGCGCUCAAUAAUGAUGUCAUCUCCUCAAAUACGAGUGUUUUUGCAUGCACCGUUGGACAGAAACCUAGUAAAGCCAAGUACUAUUUGGAUGACCCUACUGAUGUCAUAAUGAUGCUUGAGGCUCUUGCAGACGCUUCAGAUUCUCCGCCGUCCUCAGACGGCGAAGCAGGAAGCCCCUGAAACCUUCCUGCAUGACUUUGUUAGACUCCAGUGUCUUCUUCAGUAAGGCAAUGAUGGUUAACUGCAUGCUGGGCUUUGAUUGAAGAAAGUGAUGAUCCUUUUCUGCUUUCUGGAAGCGACCUAUGGGAGAAAACAUCCUCUGCGACCUUCUGAAUGAAUAUUUGCAGCCAAUUCCCAACCAUCACUAGAUUUGAUAUCUUCUGUGCAUAGACGAUCAAUGCUGAGUGUGGAUUAUAGUAUAGUGGAUUUACUUGGUAAAAAACAACAGAACUUCUAGAUCAGCGCAUACUUUUGAAAGAUUUGAUGGGGGGCUUGGAUUUAGAAAGGAAAUGAUGCCCAAAUCAGUUGUUGGAUCAUAUUCAUUUGAAGGUUGACAUGUCUGAGGAAGGAUGUAGAUUAUGCUAAUGGUGGGGAAGUAUAAAGGGUCUGUGCUGGUCACAGUCAGAAUGCCCAUUGAAACAAUAUACUGGUUUUUUCUUUUUGGAGUGAAUUUGCUUUGCCAUUUGUUUCUGGGAUCAAUUCCUUUGCUUAUUGAAUCUGUACAUUAUAUAGCAAUAUUUGCAAGAAAUGAUCACGCUUUCGAAGAUGUCCCAAAUAAUGCAUCUUUCAGGUUCCUGAAA